This is a messenger RNA of Ricinus communis (castor bean), 2895 nucleotides long. RefSeq names its product subtilisin-like protease SBT1.6. The record is from RefSeq and is a predicted model, not a curated record. The transcript has a single exon. Gene Ontology annotation, biological process: proteolysis. Gene Ontology annotation, molecular function: serine-type endopeptidase activity. Bases 290 to 2626 code for a protein of 778 amino acids. Lineage: Eukaryota; Viridiplantae; Streptophyta; Magnoliopsida; Malpighiales; Euphorbiaceae.
GUAUAUAUUGGCUUAGUAAAUGUCAAUACCUUAUUGAUAUUAUUCCUAGACAUUUAUGAGUCACUUGCACUUGUUUGAUAACUAAGAUAAUGUCCUAGCAUUACAGUUUUAUAAAGGAUUCCGGCAGAAGUUCACUGUUACUGUUGACUAUUGUAUGACUUGAUUUCAUCGAACAAAGUUAGAUCUUGGGUUCAACUAAGCUGAGUGUAUAUAUAUAUACAUACAUACAUAUAUAUAUAAGAGCCUUAGAAUCUUAAGUUCCCUCAUCUAAUUUUCACUAGCCUGUAAAAUGGCUCAGUUCACUCCUUCCAAGUUUCUGCUUACAGUCUUCCUGCUCUUCACAAUUGCCAAAUCAUUACCUACUUCAAAUGGUCGGAAGGCCUACAUCAUCCACAUGGACAAAUCAGCAAAGCCAGCAGCCUUCUCUACCCAUCAUGAAUGGUACCUGUCAACACUAUCAUCCCUGUCAUCAUCAGAUGGCUACUCUCCUGCCCAUCUAUACUCCUACAAGCAUGUGAUGGAUGGUUUCAGUGCUGUGCUGUCCCAAGACCACCUUGACCAACUAGAGAGUUUGCCUAGUCAUGUUGCUACCUUUUCAGAAUCAUUUGGCCACCUCCAUACCACCCGUACUCCAAAAUUUCUAGGACUGAACAGACACACCGGACUAUGGCCUGCAAGCAAGUUUGGUGAUGACAUUAUCAUUGGUGUUCUUGAUACUGGAAUUUGGCCAGAAAGUGAGAGCUUCAACGACAAAAACAUGCCUCCAGUGCCGAACCGCUGGUUGGGCAUAUGUGAAACUGGAACAGAAUUCAACACUUCCCAUUGCAACAAAAAGCUGAUUGGGGCACGCAAGUUUAGUGAAGGGAUGAAGCAUUACAGGCUGAAUAUAUCAAAAACAGACGACUAUGAUUCUCCAAGGGAUUUCAUGGGUCAUGGAACCCACACAUCAUCAACAGCAGCUGGAAGCCGGGUGCAGCAUGCUGAUUAUUUCGGUUAUGCUGAAGGCAGAGCAACCGGAAUUGCACCAUCAGCCAGGAUAGCUAUGUACAAAGUGCUUUUCUACAGCGAGGAUAUUGAUUCCUAUGAUGCUGCAGCAACUGAUGUUCUUGCUGGCAUGGAUCAGGCUAUAGAAGACGGUGUGGAUAUCAUGUCCUUGUCUUUGGGUUUUUUCGAGACGCCAUUUUUUGGGAACCCGAUUGCCAUAGGAGCAUUUGCAGCCUUGAAGAAAGGGAUAUUUGUCGCAUGUUCAGCUGGAAAUGGAGGUCCACAUGGGUACACCAUGCUCAAUGGAGCACCUUGGAUAACAACAGUUGGUGCUGGAACUGUUGACCGUCAGUUUGCAGCCCAUAUUACGCUUGGAGAUGGAAUCAUGACUGUCACUGGACAAACUUUCUAUCCAGAGAAUCUGUUUGUCUCCAGAACCCCUAUAUAUUUUGGAAGUGGGAAUCGUAGCAAGGAACUUUGUGACUGGAAUUCCUUGGACCACAAAGAUGUUGCAGGCAAAUUCAUCUUCUGCGACCAUGAUGAUGGAUCAUCAGUGUUUCGAAAGGAGACCGACAGAUAUGGUCCAGAUAUUGCAGGAGCUAUCGGAGGUAUUUUCAGCGAGGACGAUGGGGAAUUUGAACAUCCUGAUUACUUUUAUCAGCCAGUUGUGUUGGUGAGCACCAAAGAUGGAGACUUGAUCAAGAAAUACAUACUCAAUACAACAAACGCAACGGUUAGUGUUGAGUUUGGGAAAACCAUAUUAGGCACUAAACCAGCUCCAAAAGUGGCUUACUUUUCCUCACGAGGACCUGAUCUGAGAUCCCCAUGGAUUCUCAAACCUGAUAUUUUAGCUCCUGGGUAUCAUAUUUUAGCUGCAUGGGUUCCUAACAGAGCCUUCGCACCGAUCCGUGAUGAUGAUUACCUGCUGACUGAAUAUGCUAUUAUCUCUGGCACAUCAAUGUCAUGCCCCCAUGCUGCUGGUGUAGCUGCAUUGCUCAGAGCCAUCCACCGCGACUGGAGCCCAGCUGCUAUUCGGUCAGCAAUGAUGACUACAGCAUAUACUAAGGACAAUGCAGAUGGUGUAAUCAUUGACAUGACCACUGGAGUUGCUGGUACGCCUCUUGAUUUUGGAGCUGGGCACUUGGAUCCUAACAAAGCCAUGGAUCCUGGACUAGUGUAUGAUAUUGAGGUGGCGGAUUACAUUAACUACUUAUGUGCAUUGAACUACACCCGCCAGCAGAUCCAAACCAUUAUAGGAACGUCCAAUUAUACUUGCAAAUAUGCUAGUUUUGAUCUUAAUUAUCCUUCCUUCAUGGUCAUCUUGAACAAGACUAAUACAAUCACCUCCACUUUCAAGAGGGUGUUGAUGAAUGUGGCAGAUACUGCCUCUGUUUAUAGCGCAGUGGUGGAAACUCCUCCAGGCAUGAAAGCUGUUGUACAACCAACAACAGUUGUCUUUACAGGAAAAUAUAGCAAAGCAGAGUUCAACCUGACAGUGGAGAUCAAUUUGGAAGCUGAUAAUGUGACACCAGAGAGUGACUAUUUUGGGAACUACGGAUUUCUGUGGUGGUAUGAGGUCAAUGGUACUCAUGUGGUAAGAAGUCCCAUUGUCUCUGCAAUUGCUGCCGGUAAAGGACCCUGAAACUUGAGUCAUCUGCUUGAUGACUCUAGUGAUGACUCAAGUUGAGUUGCCCUUGUUGCUUUAACCCAGAUUACCAUUAAAAAAUACAAAAUAAAAUGGAAUAAAGGCAUAUCAGGCUGAAGGAUUGGUGCUAAAAAUUAGAACUGUUUUUUGAUAGUGAUGAAAUCAGUAUUCUUAACUACAAUGCCGGUUCCCUUCAAAUAAUUUCAUGCAUACUGUUGUUUUUGAGGGUUGAAUAUCACAGCUACCAUCGGCACCCAUGAACUCAA